Messenger RNA from Rhopilema esculentum, 4232 nucleotides. RefSeq lists its product as uncharacterized. The record is from RefSeq and is a predicted model, not a curated record. NCBI's taxonomy places the organism in Eukaryota, Metazoa, Cnidaria, Scyphozoa, Rhizostomeae, Rhizostomatidae.
UGAAGACUGCCGACAUGAAGGGAAAAACACUCAAAGCCGAGAGCUAUCAGUAUUCUUCGAAAAAUUUAAUUUGGUUUCUUAACCCAAUUUUUCCCAAAUUUCUAUUCCCACAAAAAUUAUCCUCAGAAAGUUUCAUACCCUUGUAAGUUUGCUUCCCCCCAAUUACCGGCCAUACGUAAAGACUGCUAUAUUUGCUGCUAAAGACUAACCUUAUAAAAAAGAAAAAAAGGAAUAAAAUUCUUUACUUUAUAGAUAAAGAAACUCCAGCUAUGGUAAUAAACAAAAUUGUUGGAGACGCUCGUUGAAUCCGCAAAAGCGACGAUAAACCAUGCCAGACUCAGCAAUACCUUAUGGGCAGAAUCAGUCAACAUCGCAGCCUACACAAAGAAUCGUGUUAUAGCCAGUGCAUCAGGUCAGACACCGUAGAAACAAAUCAAGCUAAAAUGAGAAAUGAUUUGCUUUUGUUCUCAACAAUCAUUCUAGGAAUUGGUUUCAUCUCGUCAACUCCGUGUCAUCGACGAAGUAAAAGGUGCACCAUGCCAGAAUGCGACAUCGUAGGGGCUCUUUCAAUGUGCGCAGAGGCAACUCCUCACUGUCCUGCUAACCAUGAUGACGUAUUUGACAAAGAAAAUAUCUGCCAUGCAAGGGGCCUAAAGUGUUGCCGCUCGAUAUGUGCUGGUCCUGGUACAAUGUGCUUACCAAAAGAGAAUCCAUGCAUCGAAGGAUAUGAGACUGUGCCUGGGAAAUGUCCCCACGCCGUGGAUGACAGGUAUCAGUGCUGCAAGCCCAAGGCAUCGGCAGCGACCUGAUUCCCAGUCAUUAUAAGCCAGAUGCUGACAUCAUAACGUCUGCUGUCAUCAUCAAUGCUCAUUUUGAGCGAUCAACAACAUCAGCUUGGAAAGUCGAAACACUUUUGCUCCAAAGAUUAGAGCUUGAUGUUUUUUAGUUCAGGGCUUUUUUCCGCUGCAAAUUUUUAUUUUAGCAUUCAGAUUUGAGCUGGUCGUGAAGAAGAUCUUCAGACUAGUAAAAGAUAAUAUUAAUUGACGUUGCUCGCUAAUUCAAAUAAAGAGUUGGAAAUAAUUUCAGGUAGCUUUGAAGUUUUUCUUUGCUUUUGAAUGUUGUUCAAUUUAUAAACGAUUUUAAUCUAUUUUGUACCACACAAUCUGGUAAGAUUUAUGUAGAUGACCUUACAAAUUGCUACGAGGUAAUCAUAGGAUAGAAAAUUUUGCAAAUAAAUAUUAGCCAAGUGUUUAUACAUGUUUCUAGCAAGAUUUUGCUUAAAAGCCUUGUUCAUUAUUGCAUCACUUCAAAUUUGAAUAAAAAUGUUGCUAUACCAGUCAGUUUUUUUCACCUGCCUUGUAUUAUAAGCCCACUUCUUUUCAAGGUUCUUUUAUUGAUUUUUAUCACUCCAAAAAUAAACAUGCUAAUAAUAAGCACGAUAACAAUACUAGAGAAUAAAAAAUAAAGAACUAUGAUAAAAAAUAGAAGAAUAAGUUAUUUUGGGAAGUUUUCAGUUUUCUAAUCAAUGAGUCAAACCUUCCAGAAGGUUUUAUUUCUCUAGGUAAAGAAUCCAAAUUGAUUUUUCUCCGUAGAAGAAGCAGUUAGGCCAAUUUUUGUUUUAAAUUUGAAUGUCUUAAAUUGGAAUCAGAGUUAGGUAUAGAUUUUUUUGCAAUGGAGAUUCUUUAAACUGUGCUUUUUAUGUAAAAGCUAUUCGUUAUAGAUAAGAUUCUACAAAAAAUAUGUCUAUCGAUCAGAUCAGAAAUGCUAGGUGGAUUGUUGUGAGCCAGGGCCCCCAGCCAGGCCAUAUUCGAUAUUUAUACUCAGAAGAGUGACGAAUAAAAGGUAUUCAGUUUGCUAUGUUUGCGCUAUUUCGUCGUGCCAUCUUCAAAUUUUUCAGUUUUAUUUGAAUUGCAAGAUACAUUAAGGUUAAACGAAUUUUAGAAACGUCAUAGGGGGUUCUUAAAUGAAUGCAUCGUUGAGAUAUAUCCUUCAAUAAGAGAUGAAACCCAUAAUGUUCCAACAGGUAUCUUCUAUCAAAGGUUCUUUCAUUGAAAAAGGUUACAAAAACGUCCUAUUCUACGGUCCUACUGUUGUCCUGUAACUACGUCGAAAUGUUGCCGACAUGUCAGUCAAGUCUUUCGCAAGUACUAUUCUCGGAAUCAUACUCAAUAAUUAUCUAAAUCCAAAUAGGUGUUCUAUAAAUCUAUACUUCAUGCCGACGAUCUAUACCUUUAAACGAUUAUCAUAUUAUCGUACUUUUCCAUAACUGAACUGAUACUAAAGUAAAACGCCGAAAAUAUAACAAAACUAAGAACUAAUUGCCAUACUACAUAGCUACAUAUUUACAUAAUAAUAGUAAAUGCAAAAAGAUAUUACUUCCAAGCAGAGUCCAGAAAAGUUGUUAACUUUCCUCCAGACAAAAACACCCCAAAGGGCAAAUCUUCCUCACAAAACAAUAGAAAAUGGGCAUGGCUUGGGUGUGAUCUAAUAACUGAUUACGUUUGUGAUCUAUGCAGCUGAAUACGUAAUAGCUAUGGAGAAGAGAGAAAGCACAUAUAGAGAAAGAAUAAGAAACAAAAGGGGAGAAGAACGCAGAAGGGGGUACAAUGCCUGCCAAAAGUCUUGGAACACUGACGUCAAUUUCUAGAGUCAACAUCACUCAUCCCCUUGUCCCUUGCCUGGGUCUGGUUCACAGGCUACCUCUCCCCUACAGAACAAUGUUGGUUUACUAUCAAACGGAUUAGGAUUUUAGGAAGCACUUUCUUUUGCGCUUCUCUUACGAUAUUACUCUAAAUUAUCAACAUUGUUUUAGGGAGAAGGGGAUGGGAGAAGUAAUUUUUUCGGGAAAGGAAUGAAAGAUAUCAAAUGCAAUGCAAAUUGCUGGGUGUUCCAAGCACUUUUGGCAGGCAUUGUAGUAAAUGCAAAUGGGUUUAGAUAGUAUAGUUACUUUUUAUAAGCAUUUGCUUGAAGCGUUUUUAAAUAAUCUUUUUUAAAGGAGCUUUUUUAAAUGUUUUGUGGUUUUAAUCGUUCCAUAAUUUUACACCAGAGGUUGUUAUAAAUGUUCGUACCAAGCUGGUUCUAAUUUAUGGUUCUAAUUUAUGGAGCGAAGAAGUUCCCUAAGACCGGAUACACUGUGCCGAAGACGUUUACACUGUGCCGGAUAAAUUUUAUCCACAUAAAACUUGUUCGGAUUGAUUUGCGUUUACACUGUGCCGCACAAAUUUUGUCCACUUUGCUCUCCCGUUUACACUGUGCCGGAUAACUGCAGUCACGUGAUUUAAGUCGCGCACAGAACGUCCAAAACAAAGUCAUCUCUGGGCAACAAAAUAACAACUAAAUUCCCGCCAACGUAAAAAGACUUUUAAUUCUCUCUUCAGAAUCAUCUGCUUCUCUUUCAGACAUAGUCCGAAGAUGUUGUCAAACACAUUGGUCAAAGUUAGUUUUAAUAAUUCAUUCUCUGAAACAAAAUGAGGCUGAAAUAGCGAAGAAAGUGGGAAAAGCUGACAAGGAUGCCAGUUUUACAUGGACUGAUGAAGAUAUUGCACUUUUAACAAGAGUAUUUAGCGACUACAAGGCAGCCAAGAUGGCGAAAGGUCUUGAUUGGGAGACAGUGAAAACUAAAUAGGAAGAAAUAGCCAAUCGCUUUCGAGCAAGAUACGAUGUGGGUAAAAUUUAUCCGGAUAAAACCGUUAACACUGUACCACAUAUCUAUCCGAACUAAUUUAAUUCACUUUACUAGGUGAACUAAUCUUGUUCCGAUAUCCGCUCUCAAAUUCGUGCGGAUAUACUUGCUGAAAAACGCGCUGCGUGCGCAUAGCUGCCGAAAAUGCUAACCAUAUUUGGUCAGCGUCAUGACGCGCCGCGUCCAGUGUGAAUUCAACGUAAUAGAUAUACAAAACAGCCAUAACGCAUUCUCACUGGGCGAGUUGCUGUGAAUUUUGUUUGGUGUCAACGUCCAAGUCAAUUUCCAUGAUAUCAGGAUUCGGCAUUUUUUGUCGUGUCGGACGCUAAAAUGACAGAGGAAGACACUUCUUUUGACUUUUGUCUCGGUUUAAUAGCCUUAAAAUUUGGUUUGUUGGUGUUUUCUGUAAGCAAUUAGAUUCAAUUGUACGAUUAAAAUGAAGCUAAAGGCCCUAGGGCCUUGGCCUUCAGGAGCCUAGCUAGAGGCCUUUCGGGAAUGAGCCCAGGAUUUUCCAGCAACAGUAUACAGCCCUUUCUUUUAAUGAAAAGAU